This is a messenger RNA of Galeopterus variegatus (Sunda flying lemur), 1257 nucleotides long. It is a transcript of the gene CCDC81, whose product is annotated as coiled-coil domain containing 81. Lineage: Eukaryota; Metazoa; Chordata; Mammalia; Dermoptera; Cynocephalidae. Gene Ontology annotation, cellular component: centrosome. The record is from RefSeq and is a predicted model, not a curated record. The transcript is spliced from 6 exons. The coding region runs from base 17 to 862 and encodes 281 amino acids.
UUUUUUUUGAAAUUAGAUGAAAAGUCUGGCUACUAGAGAGCAGAAUCAGAAAAAUGCUGCCUAUAAUCUUGGAGUUGCUGAAGCUAUCAGAAGCCACAAGAAUGAGAAACCUGAAUUCUAUAAAUCCUUCUUGUUUGAUAAACGGCCACUCAGUCCUGAGCUGAAUGCUCUUAAGCAAGAGGAAUAUUCCCAAAGUCUCCUGAAACAAAUGGAUAACAGACGGGAAAAAGAAAUAAAGCAAAGACAAAACAAAGAGCUGAUGGACCGCCUAGAACAAGUACAACUCACAGAGGAACUUGCUGCGCAAAGAGCCAAAUACUUAAAAGAUAAGAUGGAAGAAACACAGUGUUACAAGAGAGCUUUGGAUGCACAGGUAAAGAACAAACCCUCGCAGCUGCCCAUGUUUGAGCCAGACUCCUCUGAGCCUAUCUUUGGUAAGGACGAGGGUGAGCUGAUGGCGGAAAAGCGAAAGCGCGAACAGAAUUACAUGAAGCACCAGCUGGAGACAGCUGCUGGCCGCAAGAGGAGAGCCAUCCUGCACCAGCUGCUGGACCAGAGACGGGACUUGCAGCUGCUUCAGAGGACACAGCGACAACACGUGGCAGACAGAGCUGCUGAGCUGGAGCGAGUGAACAGAAUCAACCAGUGCUUACAGGAGGACUGGGAAAGGAGUGCUGCGAUGAAGAAGCAGCGGGACCUGGAAGAGAAGGCUUUUGAGCGGGCUUCGGACAAGCUGUUCCUCCUGGACCAGUGCGCGGAGUACGGGCGCUGCAAGCAGUGCCAGAGGCGCACCUCCAACGUGGGCGCCAGCAACCUGUGGCCGCUCAACACGUUCCUGCACGGCUCCCGGCUGUUUGUGUAAAACUCCAAGGGUGGACCUGCGUUUCCUGGGGAAAGAUUUUAUCUUUUAUAUGUUUAGGGUGAUUGUGAAACUGCAUAUUUGUACCUCAGAGGAAAAAAUGUAUUGUUUGGGUUUGGUGCUUUUUAAACCCUGUCGAAUUCACAUCGGUGCUCCCCUCCUGCCUUCCUCUCAACCUGCUUAAUUUGCAAACCUGUCUCCGAUGGUUGUGAAGGUGUCUGAAUGGUCCUCAGGGCUAGAACCCACUGCCACUGGGGCUGGGAAUGGGACCCAGCUGCAGUCUGGCCGCUGGGGUGCUGCUGACCCACCCCGGCCACUCUUUCUGUGACUGUGUGUAAGAAACUUAAUCUUUUUUCAUCUGUAAUGAAUAGUUUCAUAAUAAAUAUUUUCAGAGUGUC